CCCAAACACGCAAACUGGGCCGAGAUAAGGCUCAGCCAUAUCAUAUGCACUACAUAUAGUGUACUGAAGCUGGGGAGGCGGCGGAACACCAAAGGUAUGAACGAUAGCACGCAUCUGGCGAUCUUGGACGACCCAGUCGGCUGCUGCAAGGGCCUGCUGCAUGCUGCUGCUGCUGCUGCUGCUGCUGCUGCUGCUGCUGCUGCUGCUGCUGCUGCUGCUGCUGCUGCUGCUGCUGCUGCUGCUGCUGCUGCUGCUGCUGCUGCUGCUGCUGCUGCUGCUGCUGGUGAUAAGCUCUGAGUUUGGGGCAAGCGGAACGUGCAAAGUUAAUCGGAGUCUGGGUAAGCCCCAUACGGGCACGGACUGAGUCCAUACGGGUCACAGAUGGCCGGGUCUGGGUACGGGGUUGUGCAUCACAAGUGGAUACGUGGGGGGUUGGAGGUGCGAGACACACGAAGACCCCGACGGCCGACGCGUCACGAACUCAAACAGCGGCACGCUGACACGAACCCCGGACGGCACCACGUAACACCGCACAACACGUAAAAGGCAAGGCACGCCACGACGCGUUUCGGCCUUGCCAGGGCCUCAUCAGGUGGCUUUAGCGUGAAGGACAGGCACGCGCACACGCCCCGUUCGACAGACGCACACGCAUGUUCACAUCGCACACGUCACUUCGAUGCUCACGCACAAACGUCCAACCAAAAGUACAAACCUUUCGUUUGUGAUAGUCCGGUGCUGGCUGUGUGGGCGAAAUGACCGGCGGAAGCGCGUCAAGGAGCAGGAUGAGGUCCAGAAGGUGUGCGUAGUCGCGUAGGCGUCAAAUAUGAUUCACAUGCGAGCAAAGAAAGCGGAAACAUAGGGGCACGGGGUCGGUAAGCGAGUGUAGAAAGGUCGAUUGAUGUUGCAAUGAUCGCGGGAGCGAGCGAGGUGCUCAGUUGCGCGCAGCGUGACGACAUGCAAAAUAAUAGGGUGAGGGCAGAGCAAGAGUGGAGUAGCAGUCUUUGGCGUUCGGCGUUCGGUGCAGAAAGCGGGAAGCAUGUAUUCGCACGGGAAGUUCCGGAGCAUUAUUUGCGUUGAACAAAAGCCAAAGCAGUAUGUGUCAGUUCCGAAAGCAAUAUGUUUUGAGAAAAACGUACGCAUUUUAAACGGGUGGGGCACAAGCAUGGGCGCGAAAAUCCAGAAGUACGGAGAUGCAGCGCUGCAUGCAAUUGCGAGUUUAUUGGCAAAAGCCAAGUUCACUUACAGUUGCUGCUGCUGCUGCUGCUGCUGCGCAACCCCGCCAUUGCGCAAGGGUCCCGUGGUGCAGGAAAACCGUGGGUGGCACCAUGCCGUACCGAUCAGUUUUGCAACUGAAAGGUAGGAGUGGUGCCACCUUCCGGCAAGCACCACCCACUACCUUCCAAAACGUCUUAAACAACCAUUAAAUCAGAUGUGGUCAGGGAAGACGGCUAGGAGCCAAGCAUGUGCCAGAGAAAGGCCGGUGAAUACGGGAUUGUCACGCCAGCUCGUGUGACCGGACACGGCGAGGGAUAGUGCUGGGAAAGCUGCCUAACGUCAGGGUUAGGGUUGUUGCGGCUGUCGGGUUUAGGGCAGUGUCAGUGCGGAACGGGUGCCUCCCGGGCUCCGGACGGUAGAAGGCUGAGUCAUUGCUAGCCUUAUUCUGCGGUGCUUUACGGGUGUGAAGUACGUUGGAACGCAGUUUGUAGAUGCCGUUAUGACGCGGCUAAGGAUUUGCGUAUCCGGAUGAGGCGAUUCCCCCUUGGGGCGCCGUUGUUUGUGUGGUCACCAGCUCGAGACGACUUGUUCUGUCUCGAGCUCUCUGGUACGGCUUGCUGGUUAGCGAUUUCACAGACAGAACCCCGCUGCGCCUAUACACGGCCGGUGGUAAUACGCGUUUAACCAACAAGAGGUCUUACCAGAAUCGAUAUCUCGUCAACCUAAAUUAGUCUGUGCGCUCAGCAAGGGGCAGUGAGCCACGCAGCACCACAUCAGUCAGGGCACGUCAGGAAGGCGUUAUCACGCGUUAGGGCGUGACAGGAUGGGUACCAUGUGGCAAAAAGAAACAAGUAACAAGUGCGUUGCAACUAUAUGAGCCUGGGCAUAUCUCGCUCAUAUUGCACGCAGUAGGCGGUUUGUGUAAACGGAGUUUCCCGCGAUGCACGUGCGGGGGGUCCAAGAAAGAGGCGGGCAAGAGCGGGUUGAGAAGCUUGUCCGUGACCCAAGGUCCUGGGGACCUCCGCCUGGUCACGGUCACAGUCGGGAUGGAAGUGAGGUAUGUGUUCACGGCCGUAGACCGUGAGGGCACAUAACCUCACUCAGGUCAUAGACGGUGCGACGAGGGGAGUAACAUAUGCCCAGAUGCGCGUGCAAGUGCCCCCAUGCGGACCCGUUCGGACUGGGAUUGUAGUCCCAUAAUGUCCUACGCGCUCAUCCAUACAGCGUCACGCUCCCUCGUUCAUAACACUGUACAGACUGCAAGAAGGGUCAAUGUGCUGCUGGUGAUAAGCUCUGAGUUUGGGGCAAGCGGGACGUGCAAAGUUAAUCGGAGUCUGGGUAAGCCCCAUACGGGCACGGACUGAGUCCAUACGGGUCACAGAUGGCCGGGUCUGGGUACGGGGUUGUGCAUCACAAGUGGAUACGUGGGGGGUUGGAGGUGCGAGACACACGAAGACCCCGACGCGUCACGAACUCAAACAGCGGCACGCUGACACGAACCCCGGACGGCACCACGUAACACCGCACAACACGUAAAAGGCAAGGCACGCCACGACGCGUUUCGGCCUUGCCAGGGCCUCAUCAGGUGGCUUUAGCGUGAAGGACAGGCACGCGCACACGCCCCGUUCGACAGACGCACACGCAUGUUCACAUCGCACACGUCACUUCGAUGCUCACGCACAAACGUCCAACCAAAAGUACAAACCUUUCGUUUGUGAUAGUCCGGUGCUGGCUGUGUGGGCGAAAUGACCGGCGGAAGCGCGUCAAGGAGCAGGAUGAGGUCCAGAAGGUGUGCGUAGUCGCGUAGGCGUCAAAUAUGAUUCACAUGCGAGCAAAGAAAGCGGAAACAUAGGGGCACGGGGUCGGUAAGCGAGUGUAGAAAGGUCGAUUGAUGUUGCAAUGAUCGCGGGAGCGAGCGAGGUGCUCAGUUGCGCGCAGCGUGACGACAUGCAAAAUAAUAGGGUGAGGGCAGAGCAAGAGUGGAGUAGCAGUCUUUGGCGUUCGGCGUUCGGUGCAGAAAGCGGGAAGCAUGUAUUCGCACGGGAAGUUCCGGAGCAUUA
Chlamydomonas reinhardtii is the source of this 3275-nucleotide messenger RNA. RefSeq lists its product as uncharacterized. The record is from RefSeq and is a predicted model, not a curated record. Lineage: Eukaryota; Viridiplantae; Chlorophyta; Chlorophyceae; Chlamydomonadales; Chlamydomonadaceae. The coding region runs from base 97 to 297 and encodes 66 amino acids. Gene Ontology annotation, molecular function: ice binding. The transcript has 2 exons.